This is a messenger RNA of Salvelinus namaycush (lake trout), 1656 nucleotides long. RefSeq names its product serine/threonine-protein kinase 38-like. Gene Ontology annotation, biological process: peptidyl-serine phosphorylation; intracellular signal transduction. The record is from RefSeq and is a predicted model, not a curated record. Bases 121 to 1503 code for a protein of 460 amino acids. Lineage: Eukaryota; Metazoa; Chordata; Actinopteri; Salmoniformes; Salmonidae. The transcript has 13 exons. Gene Ontology annotation, molecular function: protein serine/threonine kinase activity; ATP binding.
GUCGAGUCUUUCCCCUCAUUCCCUAGCCAAAUUUACGGACCUAAAUUCUGUCAUAUUGGAGCAGGGCUGGGCAGCUAGCCUAGCCAUCAAUUGAAUCUGGAGCAGGAUACAGAGGAUAGUAUGGCCAUGACGGGAGGGACUGCAGCUGCCCUUCCCAUGAGCAACCACACCCGGGAGAGGGUGACCGUGGCCAAGCUGACACUGGAGAACUUCUACAGCACUCUGCUGACACAACACGAGGAGCGAGAGACCAGGCAGAAGAAGCUGGAGAAAGUCAUGGAUGAGGAAGGCUUGAUAGAUGAAGAGAAGGUCAUGCGACGUUCCCAACACGCCAGGAAGGAGACAGAGUUCCUGCGGCUGAAGAGGACCCGGCUGGGCCUGGACGACUUUGAGUCACUAAAGGUCAUUGGUCGAGGCGCCUUUGGAGAGGUCCGCUUGGUGCAGAAAAAAGACACCGGGCACAUAUAUGCCAUGAAGAUCUUGAGGAAAGCUGACAUGUUGGAGAAGGAGCAGGUGGCUCAUAUUCGGGCAGAGAGGGACAUCUUGGUAGAGGCGGACGGGGCCUGGGUGGUCAAGAUGUUCUACAGUUUCCAGGAUAAGAGGAACCUCUACCUCAUCAUGGAGUUUCUACCUGGAGGUGACAUGAUGACCCUGCUGAUGAAAAAGGACACCCUGUCUGAAGAGGCUACCCAGUUCUACAUAGCUGAGACAGUCCUGGCCAUCGACUCCAUCCACCAGCUGGGUUUCAUCCACAGAGACAUCAAACCUGAUAACCUGCUGCUAGACUCCAGGGGCCAUGUAAAGCUGUCUGAUUUUGGUCUGUGUACGGGACUGAAGAAGGCCCACCGUACAGAGUUCUACAGGAACCUCACACACAACCCUCCCAGUGACUUCUCCUUCCAAAACAUGAACUCAAAGAGAAAAGCAGAGACGUGGAAGAAGAACCGGAGGCAACUGGCCUACUCCACAGUGGGAACACCAGACUACAUUGCCCCAGAGGUGUUCCUCCAGACGGGAUACAACAAGCUCUGUGACUGGUGGUCUCUGGGGGUCAUCAUGUAUGAGAUGCUGAUAGGGUACCCCCCGUUCUGUUCUGAAACACCCCAGGAGACGUAUAGGAAGGUGAUGAACUGGAAGGAGACCUUGGUCUUCCCCCCUGAGGUGCCCAUCUCAGAGCGGGCCAAGGACUUGAUUCUCAGGUACUGUAAUGACGCUGAGAACCGUGUUGGUGCUGUGAGUGUUGAGGAGAUGAAGAGUCACGCCUUCUUUGAGCCUGUGGACUGGGAACACAUCAGGGAAAGACCAGCCGCCAUCUCCAUUGAGAUCAAGAGCAUCGAUGACACAUCGAACUUUGAUGAGUUCCCAGAAUCGGACAUCCUUCAGCCAGUUUCCAACGUGACGGAGCCAGACAAAUCCAAGGACUGGGUGUUCCUGAACUACACCUACAAGAGGUUUGAGGGGCUGACUCAGCGAGGCACCAUCCCCACAUACAUGAAGGCCUGAGAUGAGGAGGCCAUGAGGGAAAUGGGAGACAAUGUAGACACCGGGUUGGGCGGUAAACCCCUGCUGUGCUGAAAGCACAGGAUCAAGAAUGAUGAGGAGGAGGUUCUUGGCUUCAUGCUUCACCGGGGUUUUCCUGCUUGGCCACAUCCAUUG